This is a messenger RNA of Mus pahari (shrew mouse), 672 nucleotides long. RefSeq names its product receptor transporter protein 2 (gene Rtp2). Gene Ontology annotation, biological process: detection of chemical stimulus involved in sensory perception of bitter taste; protein insertion into membrane; protein targeting to membrane. The record is from RefSeq and is a predicted model, not a curated record. Gene Ontology annotation, molecular function: olfactory receptor binding. Gene Ontology annotation, cellular component: cell surface. Bases 1 to 672 code for a protein of 223 amino acids. The transcript has 2 exons. Lineage: Eukaryota; Metazoa; Chordata; Mammalia; Rodentia; Muridae.
AUGUCCACCAGCCUGACCACUUGUGAGUGGAAGAAGGUCUUCUAUGAGAAGAUGGAGGUGGCAAAACCAGCAGACAGCUGGGAGCUCAUCAUAGACCCCAACCUCAAGCCCAAUGAGCUGGGCCCUGGCUGGAAGCAGUACCUGGAGCAACAUGCCUCGGGCAGGUUCCACUGUUCCUGGUGCUGGCACACAUGGCAGUCUGCCAAUGUGGUCAUCCUCUUCCACAUGCACCUGGACCGUGCCCAGCGUGUUGGCUCAGUGCGCAUGCGCGUGUUCAAGCAGCUCUGCUACCAGUGCGGCACCUCGCGACUGGACGAGUCCAGUAUGCUGGAGGAGAACAUCGAGGGCCUGGUGGACAACCUCAUCACCAGUCUGCGCGAGCAGUGCUACGAUGAGGAUGGUGGCCAGUACCGUAUCCACGUAGCCAGCCGGCCGGACAGCGGAUUGCACCGCAGCGAGUUCUGCGAGGCCUGCCAGGAAGGCAUCGUGCACUGGAAGCCCAGCGAGAAGCUGCUGGAGGAGGACGCCGCUUAUACCGAUGCCUCCAAGAGGAAGGGCCAGGCCGGUUUUAUCUCCGGCUUCUUCUCAUUUCGUUGGUGCCUGUUCUGGGGCGCCCUCUGCCUGGUCAUUGUCUACCUGCAGUUCUUCCGAGGCCGCUCUGGCUUCCUUUAG